CAGGAAACCCAGCGCAGCCGGGCGCAGCGGGCCGCGAUGCAGCAGCAGCAGGAGUCGCCCCGGGGCAGCAGCGGCAGCAGCAGCAGAGGCAGCAGCGGGCGGCGUUGAGCCGCCGCGGCCGCCGCUACUGAGGAAAAAGCCAGCCCAGCCGCCGCCGCGUCCCGACCCCCGCGCCCACAUUCCGGCGCCCGGAUUCCCCGCUCCCGAAUCCCGGCGCCCUGACCCUCGCGUCCGCCUCCGCUAACUUUCACGCUGCUUCGGCGGCCCGGCCCGGCUCGACGCCAAUGGUGGAGGCCAUAGUGGAGUUUGACUACCAGGCCCAGCACGACGAUGAGCUGACGAUCACCGUGGGUGAAAUCAUCACCAACAUCAGGAAGGAGGAUGGAGGCUGGUGGGAGGGACAGAUCAAUGGCAGGAGAGGUUUGUUCCCUGACAACUUUGUAAGAGAAAUAAAGAAAGAGAUGAAGAAAGACCCUCUCUCCAGCAAAGCUCCAGAAAAGCCCAUGCACGAAGUGUCCAGUGGAAACACUUUGCUGUCUUCUGAAACAAUUCUAAGAACCAACAAGAGAGGUGAGCGACGGAGGCGCCGGUGCCAGGUGGCGUUCAGCUACCUACCCCAGAACGAUGAUGAGCUUGAGCUGAAGGUCGGCGACAUCAUAGAGGUGGUGGGAGAGGUAGAAGAAGGAUGGUGGGAAGGUGUUCUCAAUGGAAAGACUGGAAUGUUUCCUUCCAACUUCAUCAAGGAGCUGUCGGGGGAUUCGGAUGACCUCGGCAUUUCCCAGGAUGAGCAGCUCUCCAAGUCAAGGCCAGAAGCUCUCCUCCCUCCAGUUUCUCUGCUGCCCUUUCCAGCUCACGGAGCCAAAGGAAAGACUACCUUUGAAGGGACAAUUCUGUACCGAGCUGCACCGGGAAAGACGGAGGGCCACAGACGCUAUUACAGUUUAAGGGAAACUACAGGCUCCGAGAGUGAUGGGGGUGACUCGAGCAGUACCAAAUCCGAGGGUGCCAACGGGACAGUCGCAACUGCCGCAAUCCAGCCGAAGAAAGUUAAGGGAGUGGGCUUUGGAGAUAUUUUCAAAGACAAGCCAAUAAAACUAAGACCAAGGUCGAUUGAAGUAGAAAAUGACUUUCUACCAGUGGAAAAGACUAUUGGCAAGAAGUUACCUCCAACGACAGCUACUCCAGACUCGUCAAAAACAGAAAUGGACAGCAGGACAAAGACCAAGGAUUACUGCAAAGUAAUUUUUCCGUAUGAGGCACAGAAUGACGAUGAAUUGACAAUCAAAGAAGGAGAUAUAGUCACACUCAUCAAUAAGGACUGCAUCGACGUCGGCUGGUGGGAAGGCGAGCUCAACGGCAGACGAGGAGUGUUCCCCGAUAACUUCGUGAAGUUACUGCCACCCGACUUUGAAAAGGAGGGGAAUAGACCCAAGAAGCCACCUCCUCCAUCCGCUCCAGUCAUCAAGCAAGGGGCAGGUACCACUGAAAGAAAACAUGAAAUUAAAAAGAUACCUCCUGAAAGACCAGAAACGCUUCCAAACAGAACAGAAGAGAAAGAAAGACCAGAGAGAGAGCCAAAACUGGAUUUGCAGAAGCCUUCUGUUCCUGCCAUCCCGCCUAAAAAGCCGCGGCCACCCAAGACCAACUCUCUCAGCAGACCAGGCGCGCUGCCCCCGAGGAGGCCAGAACGACCGGUGGGUCCCCUGACCCACACCAGGGGUGAUGGUCCAAAGAUUGACUUGGUGAGCAGUUCGAUAUCCGGCAUCCUGGACAAGGACCUCUCGGACCGCAGCAAUGACAUCGACCUAGAAGGUUUUGACUCCGUGGUAUCAUCUACUGAGAAACUCAGUCACCCAACCACAAGCAGACCAAAAGCCACGGGGAGGCGGCCUCCGUCACAGUCUCUCACAUCCUCUUCGCUUUCAAGCCCUGAUAUCUUUGACUCCCCAAGUCCUGAAGAAGAUAAAGAAGAACACGUUUCGCUUGCACACAGAGGAGUGGACACGUCAAAGAAAACUUCAAAGACUGUUACCAUAUCCCAAGUCUCUGACAACAAAGCACCCCUCCCGCCCAAGCCGGGGACCAUGGCGGCGGGCGGCGGCGGGCCAGCCCCUCUGUCCUCAGCAGCAUCUUCCCCCCUGUCGUCCUCUUUGGGAACAGUUGGACACAGAGCCAACUCCCCAUCUCUGUUCGGCACGGAAGGAAAACCAAAGAUGGAGCCUGUGGCCAGCAGCCAGGCAGCCUUGGAGGAGCUGAGGACACAGGUCCGCGAGCUGAGGAGCACCAUCGAGACCAUGAAGGACCAGCAGAAACGGGAGAUUAAGCAGUUACUGUCGGAGUUGGAUGAAGAGAAGAAAAUCAGGCUUCGGUUGCAGAUGGAAGUGAAUGACAUCAAGAAAGCUCUUCAAUCAAAAUGAAUACUUGAUAAAUGAAAUGUCGCAUCAUUCAUCCUGAGUCCAAGACUCAAAUUUUCCGCCCCAGCCAAAAUAACCUUGUGCCAAAAGAUUAAAGGUUUGCCCCAACACGUCCCUGUUUGAAAGAUUAGCACAAAAGUCUUGAUAGCACAACACAAAUUCCAUCCAAGAGGAGACUCUCUUCCCCAUGGUAUAGUCCUGGGUCUGGCACUGGUUGUGACUUAGAGCAAAUUGUGCUAAAGGCUUUUUUACUAUGAGAUCUCACACGUGAAAUGAAAACUCAGGCAGUUUAGUCCAUGGUGGUACUAUUUUGAUGAUAUUUUCCAUGAAUAAAAUGUAAUUUUAGAUUAUUCGUUUACAAGCUUUAUAAUUUUAUCAUUUUUUAAUCGUGUUUUGUCACAGAUUUCUCCCAGUGUUUGUAUUACAUACAGUCUGGAGCGAGCAUCCCGUUCUUUUGCUUUAGGCGGAAAGCUGCCUGGCUUUGUGUCCCCCCCUAGGAUUCUAUUACAUAUGCAAUUUUAGGUCCAACCUGUCCCUUCCCCUGCCAGCAAACCUCACCACCCUAAGAUAAAUUUUAGCUUAUAUAUGAUGGUAUAUUUACAAAAACAGAAAGAGAAAAUCUGGUAUUUGUAAUGAUCUGUGCCUUCUUUUUACCACCCUCUUGAUUGGAGCUUUUGUGAUGCAGCUACCAUGAUUUAAAACACACACACACACACACACACACACACACACACUUUUUUUAGCCACUUAUCAAAGUCCACUAGAGGCCACUGUCUUCAAAGCUUCUCUUGCCUAACCAAAGGUCGUAAGAGGAGACAGCUGUGAAGUUGGGUGUGCUCUUUGGUACCAGCUGCGACUUUUCUCCUAGUUUUAAGUUCUUGAACUAGAAAUGUCAGCCCUGCUUGAUUUUUCAUCAGCCAAGUUAAACCCCCGCUUCCUGUCCUUUGCACCUUUUGAGUGAACAGAAUAUGCAUUAUUAAAGCGAAAAUAAAUAAAAGUAAAAUGCAAAUGAAAACAAAGGGGGGGGGAGUUGUAUUAUUUCCUGCUCUGGGUUACCCGUGUGUGCUGCUGUUCAAACUGUACUCACAUAAUGUCACUUGCCUUGCUCUCUUGUAACCCCUUCCUCAGGCCCAAGAGAAAGGGGGGAGGCUCUUGUUAAAGUGUAGCGGGUUGGAUCGCUCUUAUGGUACUGCUUUUUCCCACCGACCUGAGGAAACUGGUAUUUGCUUGUCUGCUUUAUCUUUGUAGCAAAUGAAGAGUUCAGCCUUAGACUAUGUAACUGUUUUCUCAUCCUUAGCUGAAAAUAAGGGGCACAUUCUGUAUGGCAAGAUUGUUUGGGGAUUGGGGUGGGGGUGGGGGUGGUCCCUUAAUGGCUCCUGAAGAUGUUUUGAUGUGUUUCUAAAAAGCUGCUUUGUCUAUUUUCUGAGUUUUAGUGUGAAACUACUAAACAUUAGUAGAUUUGCACCACCACAAAGAAUGAGAAUUGAUAACACUGAAGGAGUGAUGCAAAAAAAAAAAAAACAACCACCACCACCAAAAAACCACAUGUUCUUGAUCACCGAAAGUAUUACAAACAAA
Messenger RNA from Camelus dromedarius (Arabian camel), 3992 nucleotides. It is a transcript of the gene SH3KBP1, whose product is annotated as SH3 domain containing kinase binding protein 1. The transcript has 20 exons. Gene Ontology annotation, biological process: actin filament organization; cell migration. Gene Ontology annotation, molecular function: protein binding. Bases 285 to 2417 code for a protein of 710 amino acids. NCBI's taxonomy places the organism in Eukaryota, Metazoa, Chordata, Mammalia, Artiodactyla, Camelidae. The record is from RefSeq and is a predicted model, not a curated record.